CGUCUGUCUUUUCCGAAAUCUUUCUCAGCCGUUCCCCACUCACUGUAGCGCCCGCGCGCCAGGAUUAUCACACUUAUUCACAAUGUCUCUAACUACAGUAAGGACCCUCCUAGCCUUUUCGCUAUCACUGUUUGCCCUGAGUCCAGGAGCUACAGCCCUGGUGCCCCUGAGGCCGCAGAAUGUGAAGCUGGUGCCCGUGGAGAGGGGCCUCCUGGUCUCCUGGGACCCCCCCGGCGAGCUGGACGACCGGCCCGUGGAGCGCUACAGCGUCGGCUACGGCAAGUCCAUGAAGUCCCUGCGCUACACCAGGGUGGACGGGAACAAGAGAUCGCAGCUACUGGAGGAUGUGGAACCUGGCGUUCUGCACUUUCUGAAAAUGACCGCCGAUAACAAGGAUGGGCAGAGCAAGCCGGUCUACCGGGCGGAGACUCCCACGGGAAGACGAUCGGCGAGGCUGGACGGCUUUGCGGUCACCAGCUCGGUGCCUUCGAGCGGAUCAGUUACAGAGAGGAAGGCGCCCAGCCGGCCGGUGAGGGUCGAGGCGGCCCGGUCGCCGGACAGCGUCCUGGAGCAGAGGAGGCCUCCCCAAAACUCCGGCGCGGAGCAGCCGGGACGGGGGCGGGGCUUCCUGCUGGGGAUGGCCCAAAACGACCGCAGGACGGUCAGCAGCCCCGUGCAGGCCGAACAGAGGAGCCCCAGGAGGCAAAACCACGCCUCUGAGUCCGUGUAUGUGGUAUCACUGCAGGCACAGAAAGCGCUUGGGCAGAGCUCCCCCGUCCACAAGGCUUUCAUGAGCAAAAAACCCCCCCCAGCAGAUUUAGAGGAAAUGUCUGAAGUGAAGGACAUCACCGUUCGGGUCAUGUCCCCCCAGUCGGUGUUCGUCUCCUGGGUGGACCCGGAGAUCGAGAAGGAGACGGCCGAGAGCAGCACCAGGUACUACACGCUGAGGUACCGGGAGAAGGGGGAGUCGGCUCGGUGGGACUACCGAGAGACCACGCAGCGGCGCCUCCUGGUGGAGAACCUCUCCGCCGACAACAUGUACGAGUUCUCCAUCCGGAUCUCGCAGGGGGACCACACCAGCAAAUGGAGCGUCUCUGUCUUUCAGAGGACCCCUGAAUCCGCUCCAACGGGUCCACCUGAGAACUUUGACGUCAAGCCGUUGAGAGGCAAAGGGACUGCCGUCACGGCAACCUGGGACCCACCGGAGGAAACCAACGGGAGGAUCCGAGAGUACAUCCUGUCCUACGCCCCGGCCCUGAAGCCCUUCGGCGCCAAGUCCGCCAGUUACCGCGGCGGCACCACGUCCGCCGUCGUCGAGGGCCUGCAGCCCGGCGAGCGCUACAUCUUCAAGAUCCGUGCGGUGAACCGGAGAGGACAGGGACCCCAGAGCAAGGCCUUCAGCGUCGUCAUGCCAACAACCAGCGCUGCGGCUUCAUCCCCCCACUCCAGGAGGCCAGGUUCAUACAGGCCCUCCAGACCCUACCUCCGCAAGGACCCCAGAGGCUCUGACCUCGAGUCUGAGGAGGAGGACGAGGACGAGGAGGACGAAGAGGAGGAGGAGGAGGAGGAGGAAGAGGAGGUCACUACGCGCGCCCCCACGACCGUUAUCCCCACCACCCGGAGGACCCGCCCCCUCUCGCAGACCCGGUCCUAUCACGGCGUGUUCUCGUCGGCGAGGUCGUCCGCGCGGAGGACGGGCGGCGGCGGCCAGCGGACCCCUCAGGCGCCCGAGCGGGAAUCGCACAAGGAGCAGGAGACCUUCGCCGAAGAGAAACUGGAGGAGGAGGAGGAGGAGGAGGAGGAAAAGGAGGAAGAGAAAGAGGAGGAGGAGGAAGAGAAGGAGGAGGAGGAGCCCACGGCGGCCGCCAGGAAGGUCGACGCCGCCGUCUCCUACCCCGAGAGGAAGGACUCGUACGACCGCGGCGCGCCCAAACCCGCGCCCAAAGAGCCCCCGCCGGAGCCCGGCUCGCCCGCUGGCGGUAAUGGCGGCGGCUCUGUCCCGGCCGGCCGCUACCCCGGCCCCGGGCGGAGGAAGCCGGGGGUCCUCCUGACCCGCGGAAAUCUGGGCAGGGUCCCGAACGGCCAGCGCAAGCCCGGGUCCUCCGCCGCCGCCGCCGCCUCCGCCCAGUCCACCCUGUCCUCCGGCGCGGCGGUCCAGACCCGGCCCGGUCCAAACGAGGAAGAGGAGGAGGAGGAGGAGGAGAGGAACGAGAGGCCGACCCCCGCCCCCCGCGCUGCCACCACCUCUCGCCCCGCCCCCGCCCCCGUCCCCGUGCCCGCCGUCCUGAACCGCAACCUGAGGCCAGGCUUCGGGAGCAGGGUCGUCCCCAGGCAGGGCGCCAGGGUCCCGUCCAGCCGGGACUCCUCGCUGGCCUCCGUGGGGGCCCAAACCCCGGUGCUGAAGCAGCAGGUCGAGCCCCGCCCGGAGGUUUCCGUCUCCCAGGACACCCACGAAAAGGCCCGGGCCCCGUCGCCGUCCGCCCACGACCCCGACCCCGGCCCCGUCCCCGUCCCGAAGAGCCCCGCCUCCAAGGACGAAGGGGGCGGCUACACCUACGGCGCCGGCAAGGAGGCGUACGGGAGGAACGACAAGAUCGCCGUGGCGACCGCGCCCCCGCGCCCGGCCGCCGCCGCCGGGCCCGAGCUGAGCGAGAACGACAGCAUCGAGAGGGAGUCCGUCCCGGAGAGGCCGAGGGCCCCGUCGGCCCCCCGCCGUCCCGUCGUCGGCCCCAACGGGCGCCUGCGGUACCCGCACCUCGCGAACCGCCAGACGGGGUCCCGGGCGCCCGCUUCCCCGCAGCCUUCGAACCCGAACCCUCGGUCCCGCUACCCCGGGCGAACGGCGGGAAAAAUGCCCAACGGGAGAAACGGACGUCCAAAUCUCACGGCAACCAAUGGAAAACCCGUUUCCACGUCCGACGGCAACGCCAAACCGUCAUCAGGCCACAGGUACAUCACCAGUCCGGAAGGACUGAAAUGGAUAGUGGACCUGGACAAAGGGGUUCUGAUGAACGAGAACGGGCGGAUUCUGCAGGACUCUCACGGAAAGCCUCGUCGGGUCAUCCUCGGGGAGGACGGACGCACCAUUUUUGAUGCCCAGGGCAGCCCGCUGGUGAACUCCGAGGGCCUGGCCCUGUUCGGGCACGGACGGGACAGCCGACCGGUGGUCAACCCCAAGGACAAGUUCUUCACUUUGGGCGGGAAGCAAAUCGUGGGCCUGGACCGUCCCACGCCGAAAACGACGACCACCACGACCGCAACGACCACCACGACCACACCCGAGCCGACGACGACCAUGCCAACCACCCCAGAGGUGACCACGGAGGAGCCCACGACCAUGCCCCUCUUCCCCACCUGUCCACCCGGAACGUACUCCAGGGUGGACGACCUGGGGUACCCCAUGUUCGACGACGACGGCAUACUCAACUGCUACCCCGACGAAGGGUCCUCAGGGAUGGGAAUGGACGCCAUGGUAACAGUCUCCAUGGCGACUGACAGGGCUGACGCUUUAGCUAUUGAAGAAGACCACUUUGUCAUCCAGACGACGUUGCCCACGACGACGACGACGACGACAACGACGACAACGACCGAAGCGACGACCACGCAGCCAAUCACGAGGGCUAAUAUUGGGCCCUCCUCGCCAUAUGACGCAGCGGGAAAGAAGCGAUUCACGGCUCCAUACGUGAACUACAUCCGUAAAGACCCCGGGGCCCCUUGCUCCCUGACGGAGGCGCUGGAGUUCCUGCAGGUGGACGUCCUGGAGAACCUGAUCGAGCAGGACAGCAUCAUCAACGGGCGGCCGCCCAAACACAAACCCGCCAACUUCACCGUGGUCGCCAUGGAGGGCUGCCACUCCUUCGUCAUCCUGGACUGGGCCCGGCCGCUCAAGGACGACAUGGUGUCCGGCUACAUGGUGCACAGCGCCUCCUACGACGACAUCCUGAACAACCGAUGGUCUUCCAGAACGUCAACGGGCACGCACCUGUCCGUGGAGAACCUCAAACCCAACUCAAGAUAUUACUUCAAAGUUCAAGCGAAGAACGUGUUUGGACUUGGCCCGCUCAGCGAAACGAUCACAUACGUCACAGAGUCAGACGACCCCCUGCUCAUCGAAAGGCCGCCUGGAGGGGAGCCGAUCUGGGUCCCGUUCUCCUUCAAGUAUAACCCCGGCCACAGCGUGUGCAAGGGGAGCCAGUUCGUCAAGCGCACCUGGUACAAGAAGUUCGUCGGGGUCGUCCUGUGCAACUCGCUACGAUACAAAAUCUUCAUGGGCGACGGACUCAAAGACACGUUCUACAGUAUCGGAGACACCUUUGGCUACGGCGAAGAUCACUGCCAGUUUGUCGACUCUUACAUGCAGGGAAGGACCGGGCCCCAGAGCCUGUCUGCUUACCUGCCGACUGCUCAAGGGUACUACCGGGCUUAUCGGCAGGAGCCGGUGAAAUUUGGAGCCAUCGGCCGCAACACGCCCCACAACUUUGUGGGCUGGUACGAGUGCGGAAUCCCCAUCCCGGGAAAGUGGUAACGAAGGUUCGCCGGGAGGGGCAAAACUUUUUUUUUUUUAAAUUUUGCAGAGAAAAAGGGACUUGGCUCCAUCCAUCCUGCUGAGCACUCAGUCUCUCAGAUCACACGAGAGAGAUGAACUUUUCACGUACGUCAGCAAACCUACAACAUAUACUGCUUCCAAUGAAGAGAAUAUAAUACUUUUUUUUUUCUUUUGUUUUUAAAAAAAAAAAAAUACUAAAUUCUUUGUAACCACGUUUGUGCACUUUUUUUAAAAAGCAGUCUGUAUAUGGGGAAAAGCAGGUGUUCUCGGCUCAGAUAACUGUUGUCUUCCAGAUCUGAAGAAUAACAUGUUAAUUCCUAAAUAGUUUUGACAGUUUUGCACGCAACAAGGCAAUCUCUCCCAAGCCUUGUUUUCUUGACCAUAAAACAAAGAGCAAAUUUUUUCAACGCAAAAACAUAACCAGAUGAACUAAGACUGUACUUCUUGCCUGCUUUGGUAGUUUGACAGUCUGGUAUAUACUUUUUAAAAAACUUUUAUUAAUUGAUGUUUUUUUUACACACAGAAUGCUGUAUUUAGGUCAGGUUUUGUUUGAAUGAGGUCAGAGGACAUAUUGAAUAUCAUGUGACAUACAGAGUCAUAUUCAGCUCAGGAGCAAGGAGAAAGCAUAAAAUACAGGGCUAACCAAAACCACUAACAAUCAAAACUGUCGCAACCAGCCAUCUUUCAAAAAUGUAUAGCCGAAUUUAUUUUAAAUGUCUGUCUUCAACAGGUUAACGUGACUGGCAAUUGUCGAAAUAAAGUACACACUACAAACCUUUACAA
Messenger RNA from Anguilla anguilla (European eel), 5329 nucleotides. RefSeq names its product fibronectin type III domain containing 1 (gene fndc1). The coding region runs from base 83 to 4525 and encodes 1480 amino acids. The transcript is spliced from 23 exons. Gene Ontology annotation, molecular function: protein binding. NCBI's taxonomy places the organism in Eukaryota, Metazoa, Chordata, Actinopteri, Anguilliformes, Anguillidae. The record is from RefSeq and is a predicted model, not a curated record.